Messenger RNA from Tachysurus vachellii, 2495 nucleotides. RefSeq names its product upstream transcription factor 2, c-fos interacting (gene usf2). Bases 152 to 1093 code for a protein of 313 amino acids. The transcript has 10 exons. NCBI's taxonomy places the organism in Eukaryota, Metazoa, Chordata, Actinopteri, Siluriformes, Bagridae. Gene Ontology annotation, biological process: regulation of transcription by RNA polymerase II. Gene Ontology annotation, molecular function: protein dimerization activity; DNA-binding transcription factor activity, RNA polymerase II-specific; RNA polymerase II cis-regulatory region sequence-specific DNA binding. The record is from RefSeq and is a predicted model, not a curated record.
CUCGCGCAGGCUGCGGCUCACGUGUCCCGGACUUGUCUCUCUCACAUGACCCUCGUGUUUGUCCCCGUGAUCAGCGCCGCCGUCUCCGCGUUUCAAGUGUUGCCGAAUAUCGCGUUUAAAAAAAAAGAGAGAGAGAGAAUCGCUCACCUUCAUGGAUAUGCUCGAACAGAGCCUGGACGCUCAGACGAGUCACGAGAAACAGGAAACUGAGGAGGUUGUUCAGUUGCAGGAAGGUGAAGGAGUAGGGGCGGAGGAAUCAACGGCGGUUACCAUAGCGAGCACCCAGCAAACCGCUGUUUUUGCCGACAAUGUCCAGUACCAGUUCCGCACAGAAAACAGCAGUGGGCAGGUGACAUAUCGCGUCGUCCAGUUAACAGAAGACCAGUUGGAAGCAGCUGGAGAUGGAGGAGCUGCGGUCAGUGUCGUAUCCACUGCCGCCUUUGCUGGAGCCCAGCAGGCGGUUGCACAGGCUGUUAUCCAGAACCCUUUCAGUAACGGAGGGAGUCCGGCAGGUGAGACGGUCGGGGGUGAGACACGUUUCGCCUACUUCCCGGCUGCUACGGUCAGCGACGGUACAGCGACAGCAGUUUCAGUGCAGGCAGCCUCUGAUGCGACUCUUGCACCAGCAGCAGGUCAGUUUUACGUGAUGAUGAGCCCUCCAGAUGUGUUACAAACAGGCACGCCGCGGACCAUCGCCCCUCGAACACACACUUAUUCCACGAAGAUGGAUGGCCCGAGAGCACCGCGGGACGAGAGGAGGAGAGCGCAACAUAACGAAGUGGAAAGAAGAAGAAGAGACAAAAUCAACAACUGGAUAGUCACACUGUCAAAAAUCAUCCCAGACUGCAACAUGGACAACACCAAAACUGGAGCAAGCAAAGGAGGAAUCCUGUCCAAAGCGUGUGACUACAUCAGAGAGCUCAGGCAGAGCAACCAGAGGCUGCAGGAGAGUUUUAAAGAGGUGGAGAGAAUACAGGUGGAUAACGAGCUCUUAAGACAGCAGAUCGAAGACUUGAAGAACGACAACGCACUGCUCAGAGCCCAACUCCAACAGCACGGCCUUGAAAUCAGCGGAGAGACCAUUUCACAGUGACGGACAGUCACACGCAGAACGGAAUAGACACAGCUCUACAAAAUCACCUCACAGACUCCAGAUGUUUGUUAACCCGAUAGAAUAAUAAUGGCUAUCUGAUAUUAACAGAAGAAAUUAUCAGAGAAACUAUUGAACAAUAGAUAAAAAAAAGCACAUCUACUGUUCCACCUGUCAGAGCUUGACCUACACGGACGCGGCAACAAACUGAAACGCACCACAAUAUGUGACGUAAACCGGCCUGCAUCGGACUAACGUCUUUUUUUUUUUUUUUUUUUUUUUUUUUUUUGGAAUUAUGAUGAAUUGAAAUUCUCAACAAUGCCUCAUGAUCACAUUUUGUUUGAACUUGUGGUGGUUUUUUCCUCUACCCCAAUGCACCCCCCUCACCCCUGUAUUUCUUCAUAAUUAUUACUGCUGUCUCCAGAAUGUUGUAUUGUUUUGUCUGCAUUAUUUAUUAGCGCACAGAGAAGUACACAACAGUUGAACACAAUCACUUCUUUCACAUUUAAAACGCUUUGCAGUUCAUUAGAGCCAUUUAAGGUCUAGAUCUUUAAGCAAUUUCUAAGAUUCUGUUCAUCAGAUUUAUCAAAAGUCGUGGACGAGUUGUGGUGUAGAUGUACUGGGCAAUUAAUGAUUCAGAAUUUAAUUAAGCAAGUGAUGUUUAGAGAGGGGGGGCACGGUGGCUUAGUGGUUAGCACGUUCGCCUCACACCUCCAGGGUUGGGGUUCGAUUCCCGCCUCCACCUUGUGUGUGUGGAGUUUGCAUGUUCUCCCCGUGCCUCGGGGGUUUCCUCCGGGUACUCCGGUUUCCUCCCCCUGUCCAAAGACAUGCAUGGUAGGUUGAUUGGCAUCUCUGGAAAAUUGUCCCUAGUGUGUGAUUGCGUGAGUGAAUGAGAGUGUGUGUGUGCCCUGCGAUGGGUUGGCACUCCGUCCAGGGUGUAUCCUGCCUUGAUGCCCGAAGACGCCUGAGAUAGGCACAGGCUCCCCGUGACCCGAGGUAGUUCGGAUAAGCGGUAGAAGAUGAAUGAAUGAAUGAAUGAAUGUUUAGAGAGCUCGGGGUUGACAGAGGACGUACUGUGGGACAGAAACGCUUGAUCGGAUGUCCCAUACUUUGAAUCCGUUUUCUAAACACUUUGUCUCCACAUAAAAUAUUUACAUUAAAGCGCCAUAGCGAGAAUGGCUUGAGCAGACCUCAGAAUUCAGACCUGUACUGUAUCCCAAACCAAAACCCCAGGAUAAAUGUGCUGAACAGAACCAAUGGUCUCAAUUAGGAGGAAAUGCUUACCUACUUAAAAAUGCUUCCCAAUAACCACCUCUCCCACCUGUACCUGCCUUAAAAACUGCAAUAUCGCUUUGCUGUGAUAACUUAGAGAUUAAUACAUUUAGUGGAAACCGUAGUUUACAUC